Ilex paraguariensis (yerba mate) is the source of this 444-nucleotide messenger RNA. Lineage: Eukaryota; Viridiplantae; Streptophyta; Magnoliopsida; Aquifoliales; Aquifoliaceae. The record is from the annotation of a GenBank genome assembly.
AUGGAACUCCGCUUCCACUUGCUUUGCCGGUUAGGAAUAGAGAGAAAUUCUUAUGCAGCUUCAUGUCUUGUGGUUGAUUUCAUUGAGAAAUUUCAGCAACAAGGUACUUCAAUGGUUGUUGGUUUUACACAGAACAAAGACCACGCAGAGAUCGGGGAGCUUGGAAGGUUGUCUGCAUCAAUGAAGAAGUUAGAAAAGGAUCUGAAGAGUACUGAUAAGUAUAAGAAAGAGCAAUACUGUAAUAAACUGCAAAAGUCAAAUCAGAGGUCUCUAGCCCUGAUUAAAACAGCCAUGGAUAUUGUGGUUUCGGUUGGGUUGCUUCAACUGGCACCCAAGAAAGUCACUCUCCGUGUAACAGGAGCUUUUGGAUUUGUUAGCUCUCUCAUCUCUUGUUAUCAUUUCAAUUACAUCAUGGCAUCUCUAACUUCAUUAUUUAAUUAUUAA